AUGAUCAAAGGAGGAGGAGGAAAAUCUUCAGGUUACUCUGCAGAUUUAAUGGUUUGUUUCCCUUCAAGAACACACUUGUCUUUACCUCCUAAAUCCAUUUGUAGCCCUUCUCAUUCCCUAAACCGCCGUCAAAAUGCUCCUCACCACCGUCGCAGCCUCAGUAAGCUCUCCGGAAGCAGCGGAGGAUUACGUCAGAAUUGCGGUGGUGGUGGAAGGGAGAUAGCAGAUGAACCGACGUCGCCGAAGGUCACGUGUGCCGGUCAGAUCAAAGUCCGGCCGAGCAAACGCGGAGGAGACGGUGGUGGUGGAAGCAAGAAUUGGCAGUCGUUGAUGGCGGAGAUCGAGAAGAUACAUAGAAGCAAGUCGGAGAGUAAGUUCUUUGGGAUCAAGAAAGAUGUCAUGGGGUUCUUGACUUGUCUACGUGAUCUCCGGUUUGAUUUCCGAUGUUUCGGUGCGUUUCCUCCGAACAAUGAAGAGGAAACCGAUGCCGAAACUGCGGUUCCUCCGCCAAACGCGUUGCUGCUGAUGCGGUGCAGAUCUGCGCCGAGCGGAGAAACAGAGAAAGUGAGAAAGAAGAAUGAUUUAAGAUCAUUGAUGGAGGAAGAGAACAUGAAGAAAAAUCUUGUGGUGAUGAAUUACGACACAAACUAUUACAGACUCUCUGCAGAUAUCGCCAAGGAAACUUGGGUUGUUGAUGGAAUUCAAGAUCAUUUGUUUCGAAGUCGAAGCUGGAAGAAAUGA
Molecule: messenger RNA, 741 nt
Organism: Arabis nemorensis
Lineage: Eukaryota; Viridiplantae; Streptophyta; Magnoliopsida; Brassicales; Brassicaceae
Source: the annotation of a GenBank genome assembly